AUGUCAGAUAUCAUGUACCAGAUUGGUGAGAUCGUCGGCGAGAUGCCAACACACAUGACCUCCGAUUCCAGCUGCACCGUUUACAAGGGACACGAGGUCUAUUGCGUCACCACUCAAGACGUGAAUGCGGUUACAAUGGCGGUCAAUUACGCCGCCUAUGGUCUGCUGAGACCUGUUAGCGACGUCUAUGAACUGUUCCAGGAGGCACUGGACAACGACGAUCCACCCAGUGCGCAGCAGAUCCGAGACUUCCAUGAACGUGCCGGACGACAGCAGCUGCGCCUCUUGGCCAUGGCCGAAAGGCGACGAGCUAAACCCGAGUCUUAG
Messenger RNA from Fusarium keratoplasticum, 327 nucleotides. RefSeq lists its product as uncharacterized. The record is from RefSeq and is a predicted model, not a curated record. The transcript has a single exon. Lineage: Eukaryota; Fungi; Ascomycota; Sordariomycetes; Hypocreales; Nectriaceae. Bases 1 to 327 code for a protein of 108 amino acids.